CGCCUAUCGGCCCGAGCUCAGGGACCCUGGGAUGACCCACGGCCCCGCCUCCAAGAGCUGUGGCCAUGCUUGCCCACAUCUUGGGCGUGGCAGCGGCAGACCGCGUGCCGGGGGCCCCGGAUGACCCCCACCCGGUCGUCCCCGCACCGGACUCGAACGGCCUGCUCUCGGGGCCCCCGCUGCCGAGGUCCACGCUCUGGUUCUGCCUGUUCUGGCUCCUCCCCGUUGUCGUCUACUUCCUGCUGGACUGGCUGACGCAGCAGCGCCGCCGCACCUUCCGGGGCGCACCUGCGCCGCAGGCGGGCCCAGAGCGGGGCGCGGCCGACGGGUUGGCUGCCCCGGCAGAGGGGCCCUCUGUGCUGGCUGCCUCGAUCGAGCACAGCCUGCCGCACCGCAAUGUCAAGGUGAUCGCGGGCGGGCUCGGCAAGGUCAUGGACCUGGUGGCCCGACACCACCCCUCCGAGAUCACGAUGGUGCACCCCGCGGUGGGCGGAGACGACGGUGGCCUCGUCUCGAUUUACGGCGAGCCCGAUGGCGCCGAGCCGCCGCUGCACGUCGUCGUCGACGGGCGCGAGGAGGAGGUGGUCGUCAGGCGGUUCUGCGGCCCCCCGCCGGGCCCGGGGCUGCCGGAGGUCCAGUUCCUCCUGCUGCUGCACCCGUUGUUCCUGAAGCGAUCCAGGAGGUGCCUCUACCCCAACCCGAUGACGCGGACCGAGGUCCUUGCGUUCUUCUCGCUGUGGAACCAGGCCGUGGGCGCGCUCCUCGUCCGCCACAGGCCGCGUAUCUUCCACUGCCCAGACUUCCACACGGCGGUGGCGCCGUGGUAUGCGCUCCCAGAGUACCCCGACCUGCGAUUGCUGCUGGUCUUGCACAACGCGGAGUACCAGGGUAGCAUAAGCACCGACCAGAUUCGUGGAGCCAAGGUGGACCGCAUAGCGAGCAUCUUCAACCUUUCUGCUGAUCAGGUGCAGAAGCACUUAGUAUUGGACGGACGGUUCAACAUGCUGAAAGCAGCGGUUGAUUUCUUGUUAGAACACCAGAGGGGGGUCGGGGCUUGUGCAGUCUCUGAACACUACGCCUUGGAGGUCCGGCAGCUCUACGGACUGCUGUGGCGCCUCCCAGCUGUGCAGGGCUUGGAGAACCCCAUGCUCGAGGAAGAACGUGUGGAAUACGAUGACCUACACUCCAGGAGGGCUACCGCCAAGGCUGCAAUCCAGCGUCAGCUGGGGCUCAACCAGGACCCCAGUGCCAAAAUCUUUGUGUCGCUGGGGAGGCUCGUGCGUCAGAAGGGCGUGGACCUGCUGGCCGAUGUGGCGCCCUGGCUGCUGGAGAACUAUCCGAAGGCACAGCUAAUCAUCGUUGGUCCGGUUGCUGAUGGGUUCGGCCACUACGCUGGCCACCACAUGCAGGGCCUAGCGGAGGAUGAGCGUUUCCGAGGGCGGGUGUUUGUCAAGUGCGAGUUCCAAAAGGUCGGUGACGACCUCCGUUUCGCAGCCGACUUCUGCCUGAUGCCCUCCCGGGACGAGCCGUUCGGAUACGUCGACGUGGAGUUCGCGUGGUGCGGCGCGCUGGUGGUCGGGGCGCAGGCCGGCGGGCUGGGCAAGGUGCCCGGCUUCUACUACGUGGCGCAGAACAAGGAGAACUUGAGCCGGCUCCGCCGCGAGCUGAGGAGGGCCAUAGCGCUGGCCAUGAGAGCCUCGGACGACGAGCUGCGUGCGAUGUCGGACGUGGCGGUUCGGUGCGCCUUCCCGCUCGAGGCCUGGCAGCGGCGCCUGCGCCUCCUCUACGGCGAGGUGCUUGGCGCGCGCGAGGGGCCGCCCGCCCGCCCGAGCACGGGGCCGCCGCCCGACCCGGAGCACGGCGGCCCUCGGCCGGGCCCGCAGGCCGCCACGGAGCUCUGCGCGGCCGCGCCGGGCGCCGCCCCGCCGGGGCCCGGGCCGCCGCCGCCCCAGACGCCGCGGACGCUGCCGAGGGUCAGCGCCUCGUGGGGGAGGUGGCUCGCCCACGCGCCGCAGCUGCUCCGCGGGGAGGACAUCUCGCCAGUGAGGGUCAGCCUGGUGGCGUCGCAGGAGGCCGGCGGUGGCCUGGGCUCCUUCGGAGCAGGGGCCCCCACGGCCGCAGGGGCGGACGGCGAGUUCCUGACGCAGGAGCUCUCCGAGGAGGAGCUGCAGGUGGCCAUGGCCUCCAAGAUGCACCUCAAGGGCAUCGACCAGAUCCUGGAGGCGGUGGGCUGCGAGGUGGACGAGAGCCGCGAGACCUCGGCCGCGUCCAAGUGGCUGUUGCGGCCCACCUUCGGAACGCAUCGCAUCCACUGGGUGGUGGCGUGCGGCUAUGUCAUGGCGCCCUUGGGGGAGGUGCUCACGUUCACCGUGGCCUCCGAGUGGGCCCUGCGCGCUCAGUCGAGCUGGGUGCCAGGCUGGCUCCCUGGCAAAGCGCGGGACGCGAUCAGCGGUCCGAUGGACCCGUCGCUGCUGCGUGUGAUCCUCUUCAGCACCAAUGCCCUGGCGAUGUGCAUUGGCUUGCCCUGGUGGACAUGGCUGUGCAAGAAGACAGAGCCGCGCUGGGCCCUCGCGGGGGCGCUGCUGGGGCAGCUGCUGUUGCUGGCCGGCUUCUUGCCUGUUGACCCGAACCUGUACGCCGCCGUGGCGCUGAUGUUUCUGCACGGCUUCAUCGCUGGGGCCUCUAUGCUCUUCGUCGUCUUCAACUUCAUGAUGUCGAUCCGGGCGGACGUCAGCCAGGCGGCGCUCCGCAUGGGCCGCAUGGAAACGGUGCGAUACUGCGUGUCCUGGCUCGCCACCGCGUUCGUCUACCUGGCGUCGCCGGACGGCGUGCCUGGCACCAAGGAGGACCCUCUGCCCGCCCAGGUUCUUCUCCUGGCCGCGCCCCUCGGCAUCGGCGUAGCACUCUCCGCUGGGGUGGCGGGCGCCUUGUGCCUCUUCGCGCCCCGCCCUUAUAGGGAGGACAGGUUUCCAGCCUGGGACCUCGGGCUCAUCUUCCACAAGCGGUCUUUCGUGUGCCUCGCCCUGUCUGAGUGCAUCGGUAGCCUCAUGGCGUUCCCCGCUCUCAGCUACGCCAGCUGGUGGCUCGACAACGGCUGGCAGGCCGACGAGCUGGCAGAGGUCAGCGUCGUGCUGGCCGUGGUACUCGCGAUCGGCGUCAUGAUCUGGGCGCAAGUGUUGAGCCUAGCCUCAGUGCACGGCUUUUCCUUGCUGAUCAGUGUCGCCGUCUUUUUGCUGCCACCGAGCUUGCUGGCGGCACUUUGCCAGAUGGAGGUGUCUUCCUUCGAGUACCGCGGCCGCUCCUACGGUGCGCUGGCGGUCUGCGCGCUCACGCUCCUGCUGCAGGGCAUGCAGUCCUCCGCCAUCUGGGCGGCAAAAAUCCGUAUCCUUGGCAGCAGAUGGCGGCUCCUGAGCUACUGCACGGUGCUGCUGUGCGCCUCGCAGUUCUGCACCUUCCUGUCGCCCAUCGUCUGCGAGUACAUCGCCAGGCAGUACUCGGUCUCGUUCAUGACGCGCAACCAGGCGGAACUUGCAACUGCGGUUGCAGCGUGCGUGGUGCCGCUGGGCGUUGCGCAGUACUUAGCCCAGCUCGCAGCGGCGCCUUUCAUUCACGGCGACAUGGGCAGCGCGCGGCACCGCCUCCACGAGGCGGUGUACUGUAGCAGCAUUUGCAGACCGCGGGCGUUCGCGGCUAGGCGACCCAUCUUCCUCGCAGCCGCCAUAGGCGGUGGCCUCUUGGCAUGGCUAGCCCGAACCGAAUAUCUCUGGCUGGACGCUCCACUACCUUUUGAUCCCGUGCGCAAAUGCCACCAGCUGCCAGAGCAGUGGGUCGGCGUGGGCUGCCGGGAGUUGGCCACGAAAUCGCACAUAGACUUUGGUUUGAACGAAUUCGGCCAGGACACGAGCGCCAAGAUGGCGUGCCACGAAAUGAUGAGAAAGGAGAGCGGUGACACUUUCGAGCUGCGGGAUGUCAUGUGGUACGGCGGCACAUGCCGUGUGCUGGCGUGCGCGUCCAAGGAAAGGCUGAUGGAAGCCCACGGCGGGCCAGUCCGGGGCGACGUGUACUCUCAGCACUGCACCCUCUUCGGGCAGAACCUCGUCGUGGUGCAUCUGUUCGAAUGGCGCUGGUCGGACAUUGCCAAGGAGUGCACCGCCUACCUAGGACCCGCUGGUUUCGAUGCCGUUCAAGUGUCCCCUCCGAUGGAGCACGCCUUGGGCUCGCCGUGGUUCACCCGUUACCAGCCAGUGUCUUACAAGCUGGACUCGCGCUCGGGUACCGAGACAGAGUUCAUCGACAUGGUCAGAACGUGCCGCAAUGCCGGAGUUUCAAUCAUGGUUGACACUGUCAUCAAUCACAUGGCUAGCAAAGUGCUGGUUUGGCCAGAGAGCGACAACAUCGAUAAGCCGUUUGAGUGCGACGAGACCGCGGGGCCUGCAAGUAACCUGAAGUGCGAGGGAUGGAGUGGCACGCGGUACGGCGACAGGCAUUUCUGGGAGGGCAACGCAUCGUACUUGCCAGAGGAAUUCCACCAUUACUCCGGCACUGUCCGCUCGAACUGCGCUCUGCCGCCAUGGACAAACAACCGGCACCUUUGCGACCUCCAGGGUCUACCAGACCUGGACACGGAGCAGAAGCGGGUUGUCGAGAAGCUCACGAAGAUGCUGGCCAGGCUGUACGAGAUCGGUGUGACCAUGCUGCGCGUCGACGCCGCCAUGCUGAUCUACCCUGUGUCGACUGCCCAGAUCCUGCAGACACUACCCUGGGACUACGUCGUCCAGGAGAGUACUACCCCGACGUUCUCCAGGCGGAGAAGAGGACUUUGA
Molecule: messenger RNA, 4823 nt
Organism: Prorocentrum cordatum
Lineage: Eukaryota; Dinophyceae; Prorocentrales; Prorocentraceae
Source: the annotation of a GenBank genome assembly